AUGAGUCGUGGGGACGAGCGACGUCCACUUAUUCUUGCAGCGGUUCAGGACUCGCCGGUGGCGUUUGACCUCGAUGCAUCAAUUGCCAAGCUGCACACGCUGACCCGUAAGGCCGCCCAGGAGGCUCGCCGGGCCCACGGCAAUGACGGCGGUGACAUUCUCGUCGUCUUUCCCGAGGCCUUUUUGUGCUGCUACCCGCGAGGCUACGACUUUGGCGCCAAAGUUGGAUCGAGGGCUGCCGAAGGCCGCACCUGGUUCCGAAGGUACCACCAAUCCUCGGUGCCCGUCGCUCACGUCGACGGCCCGCACAUGACGGCGAUCAGAGCGGCUGCGAGCGAGAACAACGUCACCCUCGUCGUGGGCGUCAUUGAGCGGUGCGAUGAGCCAGCCAGCGGCCCCCCGAUGGCGAGCUAUGGAAGCGAGAAUGCUGGCGGGCACGGAACACUCUACUGCACCGCGCUCACGAUCUCGCCGCAGGGAGAACUGCUCGUAGCACACCGCAAGCUGAUGCCAACGGGUACAGAGCGCCUAGUGUGGGGCCAAGGCGAUGGUGCUGGACUUCGAGUGGCAGACACGCCGGUGGGCCGGGUGGGCGCCGUCAUCUGCUGGGAGAAUCUCAUGCCCCAGCUUCGCCUCAGCAUGUAUGCAAAGGGCGUCGAGCUGUAUGCAGCACCCACUGCCGAUUGUAGGGACUCGUGGGCCCCCGUGAUGCAAACAAUCGCUCAGGAGGGCCGUUGCUUUGUCGUGAGCUGUUGCCAGUACACUGAGAAGCGCGACCUGCCCGCGGACUACCCUGCGUUCCAGGACAAGCCCGAAGACGAGAUCAUCACCAGGGGCGGCUCUCUUAUCGUUGACCCCCUGGGCAACAUCUUGGCGGGGCCACUCUUUGACCGGCGGGGUAUUCUCACAGCACAAGUGGACCGCAACACGAUUCUCGAGGCCAGAAUGGACUUUGACAGCGCAGGUCACUAUGCCCGGCCCGAUGUAUUUCAGCUUGUCGUCGAUGAAAAGAGCAAACAAGUCACAAUGUAA
Messenger RNA from Acaromyces ingoldii, 1032 nucleotides. RefSeq names its product carbon-nitrogen hydrolase. The transcript is spliced from 2 exons. The record is from RefSeq and is a predicted model, not a curated record. NCBI's taxonomy places the organism in Eukaryota, Fungi, Basidiomycota, Exobasidiomycetes, Exobasidiales, Cryptobasidiaceae. The coding region runs from base 1 to 1032 and encodes 343 amino acids. Gene Ontology annotation, molecular function: catalytic activity.